Messenger RNA from Zea mays, 613 nucleotides. RefSeq lists its product as uncharacterized. The transcript is spliced from 3 exons. Bases 1 to 573 code for a protein of 190 amino acids. The record is from RefSeq and is a predicted model, not a curated record. NCBI's taxonomy places the organism in Eukaryota, Viridiplantae, Streptophyta, Magnoliopsida, Poales, Poaceae.
AUGGCCCCACACAACAUCUGGCAGCUACCGACUCUUAAUUCGGUGGUCGCCCUGGUGUUCGCAGGGAAGGACUUGAUCCUGCUGGCGAAGACGGGGCCCGGGAGAACGGACGCGUUCACGCUACCCAUUCCACAAGAGCUGCUCAGCAACCGCCAGGCUGAGCAGGCUUUUUUCAAUUACAUGCUCUCGCCAAUGAGGGAAGGACUAAUCGCGCUGGUGCAGACGGGUCCAGGAAGACGGGCACUUCAUGCUACCCAUUCCGCAGGAGCUGCUCAGCAACUGCCAGGCCGAGCAGUCUUUCUUCGCUUGCUUGCUCUCGCCAAUGAUGUUGGUUUGAUUUGUCAGUCAAUUACUUCAUUUAGGGGCGACAUAUCAAUAUCUAAUUUGGAGUGUACGUGGUUGUUAAUCAGAGAGCUGGUGAUUCAGAUCGUGGACCAGUUUGAGGUGCUCAGAUCAACUAUUGGUUUGCGUUAUUCAGUGGCGAGUGUUAUCGAUGCUAUUGUGGAAGAGAAUGUGUACAUGAAUUCAUUUUUGGUUAUCAAUGUCGGAAUGUGGCAAAUAGUGACACAUUGAUAUAGUUGUAUUUUAUCUAUGCUAUUGAUGUGGCAUGGGC